AUGGAGGGCGAAUCGAAGGGCAAGCAGUGCCAGAUCCUCACGAUCCCAGAUGAAGUGCUACGCCUGAUCAUCGACAAAGCCUCGGAGCCGAUGUCGCCCAAGGACCAUCCGAAUUACAUAGCACUCCCUCCUUACAGCGAUCUUGUUUAUUUGGCCUUGGCCUGCCGCAGAUUCAACGCAAUCGCUACCGAGAGCCUUUAUUCUUGUAUAUGCCUCCACACCGAUGACGGUGAUGACGACGACCUCUACUGGGAGCGGAAUCAGGAUGAUGAUAACGACAGCGAGGACCAUUGCGACAGGCGACUCUCUACUUACGCACAAUGCGUACGCCUGUAUCUGACACUGUGA
This is a messenger RNA of Fusarium redolens, 348 nucleotides long. RefSeq lists its product as uncharacterized. The record is from RefSeq and is a predicted model, not a curated record. The coding region runs from base 1 to 348 and encodes 115 amino acids. Lineage: Eukaryota; Fungi; Ascomycota; Sordariomycetes; Hypocreales; Nectriaceae. The transcript has a single exon.